Messenger RNA from Lagopus leucura (white-tailed ptarmigan), 1312 nucleotides. Its product is annotated as protocadherin gamma-B1-like. Gene Ontology annotation, molecular function: calcium ion binding. The annotation marks the transcript as partial. NCBI's taxonomy places the organism in Eukaryota, Metazoa, Chordata, Aves, Galliformes, Phasianidae. The transcript has a single exon. Gene Ontology annotation, cellular component: plasma membrane. The record is from RefSeq and is a predicted model, not a curated record. Gene Ontology annotation, biological process: homophilic cell-cell adhesion.
AUGGAGGUCCGAGCGGCAGCGCGGGGCCGAGAAGCCGCCGGGCGGGUCGCGCUGUUGGCCGUGCUGCUGCCGCUGUGCUGCCGGGCGGCGCCGGAGCGGCUCCGCUACGCGAUCCCCGAAGAGUUGGGCAGGGGUUCACUGGUGGGAUCGCUGGCGCGGGACCUGGGGCUGAGCCCGGCCGAACUGCCGGCGCGUCAGCUGCGGAUUGUCUCCGGUGAUGAAAAGCGAUACUUCGUUCUUGAGGAAGAGAGUGGAAACCUGCGGGUAAACGAGAGGAUAGAUCGGGAGGGCAUCUGCGGGGACGUGACGCCUUGUGUCUUUGGUUUGGAAACUGUCGUGGAAAACCCUUUCAAUAUAUAUCACGUGAGCAUUACUAUCCAGGAUAUCAAUGACAACGCGCCGCGCUUUGACAAAGAAGUUGUUGCUAUAGAAAUGAUCGAGUCCACUCCCCCCGGGACGAGGUUCCCUCUGGGCAGCGGCAGAGACCCCGACAUUGGGGUGAAUUCGUUACAAAACUACCAACUUACCCCCAAUCCGCUCUUCUCCCUUGUAGUGAAGGAGAGUUCUGACGGGAGGAAACACGUGGAAUUGCUAUUGGAGAAAAACUUAGAUCGUGAAAAACAGAAAAGCCAUAAUUUGAUACUGACGGCAGUGGAUGGUGGGGAUCCAGUCCGAUCUGGAACCGCACAGAUUAAAGUUGUUGUGACAGAUGCAAAUGAUAAUGCACCAGUGUUCGACAAAGAGAUUUACAAGGUUCGAGUGCCAGAAAACCUUCCAGAAGGCUCCUUAGCUUUUCAGGUGAAAGCUACUGAUGGCGAUGAGGGUACAAACGCAGAAAUCACCUAUUCCUUCAAUGACAUCGCAAGCAGCGCUCACCAACUCUUCAGUCUGGACCCCAAGACAGGUGAUGUGAAGAUUAUCGGUCCCCUAGAUUAUGAAGAUGUGAAAUAUUAUGAAGUAACUGUUGAAGGCAAGGACGGAGGUGGGCUGAGUGCACACACCAAAGUGCACAUAGAAGUUAUAGACGUGAACGACAAUGCUCCAAGCCUUACCCUCCUGCCUAUUUUGAACCCGGUACCCGAGGAUUCAGUCCCGAGCACAGUCGUGGCCGUUAUUAACGUUCGUGACAGGGACAGCGGAGUAAACGGAGAAGUGACCUGUAAUCUUGACGGUGACUUGCCUUUCAAACUAGAAGCGUCAUCAGAGAGUACCUACAAACUUGUAAUUGAAAAUAGCCUGGACAGGGAGGAAGUUUCUGCUUACAACAUCACAAUCAUCGCCACGGACGGGGGCAGCCCGGCGCUGUCGAGCC